AUGGCUUUUCAAUAUGAAUAUGCAGUUGUCAGUCAAAUUCCAAGAUCAUUUGAAGAGUUUCUAAUGUCACCAGACUCAAACGUUACACUGAAAAAGGGUGGAAAGUUCAACUACGAAGAAGCUUGUAAUGAGAGAGAGAAAUUCGUCGAAGCAUUAAGGCAAAAUGGUGUUGAUGUCUUGGAAAUGGAAGCAGAUGAACGCCAUCCUGAAUGUGUAAAAGUUGAUGAUACAGCUGUUAUAAUCAAUGGAACAGCACUGAUGUGUAAUCCAUAUCGUUGUCAUAGACAAGGAGAAGUUAAUUUAAUACGUCACACACUGAAAAAAGAACUUGGGAUUAAAAUUGUUGAGUUAAAUACAGAAAAUGCUCAGGUUGAAGGAAGCGAUGUUCUAUUUACAGACAUAAUUACCACAUACGUGUAG
Molecule: messenger RNA, 420 nt
Organism: Trichobilharzia szidati
Lineage: Eukaryota; Metazoa; Platyhelminthes; Trematoda; Strigeidida; Schistosomatidae
Source: the annotation of a GenBank genome assembly